UAAACCUAUUCGGCGAUGAUGAUGACUUGAAAAAUAGUCGUCCGUAAAUAAAUAAACAAAAUGGCGGCGCCCAUGGACAGAAUUAUAUUGCAAAGUGAUUUUGACGAGGUUUUAAGGGAACAUAAUGGGAAAGUUUGGGUCAGCUUCAAGUGUUCUGGUAGAGAGACAGUUCAUGGACAACUUGAAUCUCAUGGGAUUUCAGGAGAUGGUGUGCCAUAUGUCAUGCCCUCUGAAGGAUUUAAUGUGCUCAAAGUUUCACAGAGAAGUAUCGAGGUCAGUUACACGCAGGACGAAACUUGUUGUAGCAGACAGUUUGUGGCACCAACUAAGACAUUUAACAACAUACACAGUGAACGGAAAUCGAUACAUUGUCUAGAUGUCACAGCAGGGGGUCUGGGUGUGUCCAGUGAUUCAGAGGGUAAACUAAAGGUCUGGGAAACACAGACAGGUGAUGUCAGGAGAGAUUUAGAAGGUCACUAUGGAGAUGUAUAUACAUGUAGAUUUUUCCCCUCCGGUGUUGUUAUACUGACCGGCGGUGCUGACAUGCAAUUAAAGAUAUGGUCUGCUGAGACGGGAAAAUGUGCCGCAACCUUGAAGGGUCAUCUAGCAGGUAUUCUCGAUACAGCCAUAAUUGACCGUGGCAGAAAUAUUUUGUCGUGUGGUAGAGACGGUACAGUACGACUGUGGGAUUGUGGGUCACAGACGUGCCUCGGUACAAUAGAGUGUGGGGCUGGGAAUGUUAACUGUUGCACCCUACAGAACACAGAAUCCAACAUUGACCUAGGAACACCUACAGACACACCUAGUGAGAAAGAAGUAGGAACGGAGGGUAAAUUAUUACUAGUUGGAUGUGAGAAAGGAGUUUUACAGGGCUAUGGUUUACAGAGUAGGACAAAGGUUUUUGACCUAGAUUGCCAUGGUGAUGUAAACAGCUGUUGUUUUUUGUCAGAUACUUGUAUUGCUUGUGGAACCCAAGAAGGCUAUAUCACAGUUUCUGAUAUCAGAAAUAUACGUGUUCCAUUAAAGGAAUGGAAAGAGAGUCGUAAUGUUAUAUUAUCCCUACUACCUUACAAAGGAGGAUUUUUCUCAAGCACAGGUGACGGAUCUUGUUUCUAUGUGAACCAGAAUUAUGAAACACUAGUAGAAUUAUCAGGGUCAGAUUGUGACCCCUUGUAUAAAACUGUAUCAGACGGACAUUAUGUGUACAGUGCUUGUAGAGACAGUCUCAUCAGGAAAUAUAGCAUAGCUCACAUGAUUGUGUAAAUAAUAUACAUGGAUUUAACUCAAUACACGACUGGUGUAAAUUUAACACAAUACACGACUGGUGUAAAUUUAACUCAAUACACGACUGGUGUAAAUAAUAUACAUGGAUUUGACUCAGUACAGGAUUGGUGCCGCACAAAAUAGACAAAUAUCAUUUUAUUGCCGAUUUUGACAUUUUUCAUUCAUUAUCGUGUAGUGAUGAAUUAAGACAUUUUAAGGUUCAUUCUGUUAACAUUUAAUCAUUUCAAGGGCCUUGUCCACUAUAUACCAGAAUACUUUAUUUAGUGUGGUGCUCCAAUCCUUUUUUUUUGGUCUCUCUCAAUAUACUAUAUAUAUAUGUUCUUUUUUUUAAAAUAUGACCAUCGGGAGAGUUAACUUUUGAUUUACCCUAAUCUUGCUGGGAAAACCAGUUGAUUUCAAGAAGUCAGUAAGAUAAGGGUGAACAGGAGACUACAAAGACAUCUUUUCUAUAAAUGAGCCGCGCCAUGACAAAACCAACAGGAUGGGUUUGCGACCAGCAUGGAUCCAGACCAGCCUGCGCAUCCGCGCAGUCUGAUCAGGAUCCAUGCUGUUCGCUAUUAGUUUCUCUACUUGUUAAAGUUUUUGUAAGCGAACAGUAUGGAUCUUGAUCACAUUGUGUGGAUGCGCAGGCUGGCCUGGAUCCAUGCUGGUCGUAAACCCAUUAUGUUGGUUUUGUCAUGGCGCGGCUCAUAUAGUGUUCAUUGCAGGAGGUUAUGCCCUCAUGUGUAACUUAUUACUGAUCAUUGCAUACCAUUUUCUACUUAUAGAAUGAUGUAAAUACUAUCAUGAAAGAUUUGAAUGUUAUUGUAUGUUAUUUUUGUUAAAUUUCUCAGAAUAAUAAAUUAUUUACACACA
This is a messenger RNA of Ruditapes philippinarum (Manila clam), 2139 nucleotides long. RefSeq names its product proteasomal ATPase-associated factor 1-like. Gene Ontology annotation, molecular function: protein binding. Lineage: Eukaryota; Metazoa; Mollusca; Bivalvia; Venerida; Veneridae. Bases 61 to 1263 code for a protein of 400 amino acids. The transcript is spliced from 11 exons. The record is from RefSeq and is a predicted model, not a curated record.